CAGUAGCUCCUGGCGUGACGUUAGGAUUAGCUCAAAUACACAUUGGGCUAAUUCAAAGCAUAACUUAGGAUCAUCUAUAAAGAGCGGCUCCAAGGAGCAAUUCAGGGACACAAAGAACAAGGAAGAAUGGCGCGUUUAAGCAUUUCUGUUCUUUCUCUGCUCUUAGUACUUUUGCUAUCAGUUUCUUUGGCAUCUUCAACUCCACGGCACAAAAAGAAAAGGCUAACUUCAAUUCCCAUUCCAGAUAGCUUUAUGCAAUGCCUUGACACCAAUUCCGAGUCCUCCAUUCCUUUCGCUUCUUCAUUUUUCACUCCAAAUAAUGCUUCAUUCACUACCAUCCUCCAAUCCACAGCCCAAAACCUCAGGUACUUAGUGCCUGAGGCUCCAAAACCCCAGUUCAUAUUCACACCCCUGAAUGAAACCCAUGUCCAAGCUGCUGUCAUUUGCUCCAAACAGCUUGGAAUUCCUCUGAGGGUUCGGAGCGGUGGCCAUGACUACGAGGGCAUGUCCUACGUAGCAGAAAUUGAAUCACCCUUUGUCAUAGCAGACCUCUCAAAGCUCCGAUCCAUUAAUGUUGACAUCAAUGAUAACAGCGCCUGGGUUCAAGCCGGUGCAACAAUUGGGGAACUUUACUACAGAAUUUCCCAGAAAAGCAAGACACAUGGCUUCCCUGCCGGUCUCUGUACAAGCUUAGGCGUUGGUGGGCACAUCACCGGAGGUGCAUACGGUACCAUGAUGAGAAAAUAUGGCCUCGGCGCUGACAAUGUCAUUGAUGCUCGAAUUGUGGAUGUUCACGGAAGAGUUCUUGACAGAGCAACCAUGGGUGAAGAUCUUUUCUGGGCAAUAAGAGGUGGGGGGGGUGGAAGCUUCGGAGUCAUCCUUGCCUGGAAGGUAAAGCUGGUUCUAGUUCCGGAAACGGUAACUGUAUUCACUGUUCCUAAGACCUUGGAACAAGGCGCCACAAAGAUCCUCUACAAAUGGCAGCAAGUUGCUCCUCAGCUAGAUGAAGAUCUCUUCAUCAGAGUCGUCAUCCGAGCUGGAAGUGCAGGGCAGAAAGCACAGAGAACGAUCACAACUUCAUAUAAUGCCCUGUUUCUUGGUGAUUCUCAAAGGCUUCUUCAAGUAACGCAACAGAGCUUCCCUGAAUUGAAUUUGACAAAGACAGACUGCACUGAAACCAGCUGGAUCAAAUCGGUGCUUUACAUCGCCGGUUACCCGCUCACCACCCCACCGGAAGUGCUUCUCCAGGGGAAAUCUCUGUUCAAGAACAAUUUCAAGGCCAAAUCUGACUUCGUGAAAGAACCUAUCCCAGAAACUGCCCUGGAGGGACUAUGGGAAAGGUUGUUGGAAGAAGAAUCUCCACUGAUGAUAUGGAACCCCUACGGUGGAAUGAUGAGCAAGAUCCGAGAAUCACAAAUCCCUUUCCCUCACCGGAAGGGAAACCUGUUCAAGAUCCUGUACUUGACCACAUGGCAAGGCGGUGGGAAAAACAUGACCAAUCAUAUGGACUGGAUCAGGAACCUGUACAACUACAUGGCUCCAUAUGUUUCCAAGUUCCCUAGGACAGCCUAUGUGAAUUACAGGGAUCUUGAUCUUGGCAUGAACAAAAAGAACGGAACCAGCUUCAUUGAAGCAAGCUCUUGGGGUGUGAAGUAUUUCAAGGACAACUUCAACAGAUUGGUAAAAAUCAAGACAAAAGUUGAUCCAGAUAACUUCUUCAGGCAUGAACAGAGCAUUCCGCCUCUGCCACUCAACAGGAGAAGGGAAGGACAAUUUGUGUAGUAUCUUUAAUUCAGUACUAAACUACAAGAUAGCUGUUUGUCUGUUUUGGAAGCAAUAAAAAAUAUAUAUAUGUUUGUGUGAAAUGUGUGGCAAAUUGUGGUGUCAAAAAGAGGGGAUGUGAUGGAUUUUUCUUUGGAGUUAUAUCAUGUGGUUGAGGUUGCAGUAAUGAUAGCAUUUAUGUUUUCAACUAAUAUGAGUGAGAAUUGAGGAAUU
Molecule: messenger RNA, 1995 nt
Organism: Rubroshorea leprosula
Lineage: Eukaryota; Viridiplantae; Streptophyta; Magnoliopsida; Malvales; Dipterocarpaceae
Source: the annotation of a GenBank genome assembly